AUGGCGGGGCGCCCUCCCUUCUUCGCCUCUCCAGCGUCGCUUCUGGUGCUGGCCACCUGCGUGAGCGCGUGCGCCCUGAACCUCCUCGGCAUGUUCGUCAUCAAGCAGAUCGGCGGGGCCUCCAUGCAGAUCCUCGGGAAGCUGAACACCAUCAUGGUCGUGGCCUUCUCGGUGGCGUUCCUGCAGGAGAGGCUGCAGCCGAAGGUGAUCAUCGGCACCUGCCUCAUAUGUGUGGGCGUGGGCGUGUUCGAGUUCGCGGAGCACCAGGAGCGCAUGCUCGAGAAAGCCAAGGCCCGGGGCCCGCUAUUGCCAGCUCACAAGGGCGUGAAGUGCUGA
Prorocentrum cordatum is the source of this 336-nucleotide messenger RNA. Lineage: Eukaryota; Dinophyceae; Prorocentrales; Prorocentraceae. The record is from the annotation of a GenBank genome assembly.